Ipomoea nil (Japanese morning glory) is the source of this 645-nucleotide messenger RNA. RefSeq names its product ras-related protein RABB1b-like. The coding region runs from base 10 to 645 and encodes 211 amino acids. Gene Ontology annotation, cellular component: endosome. The record is from RefSeq and is a predicted model, not a curated record. The transcript has 6 exons. Lineage: Eukaryota; Viridiplantae; Streptophyta; Magnoliopsida; Solanales; Convolvulaceae. Gene Ontology annotation, molecular function: GTPase activity; GTP binding. Gene Ontology annotation, biological process: regulation of endocytosis.
CCGUGGGAGAUGUCGUACGAUUACUUGUUCAAAUACAUAAUCAUCGGAGACACCGGGGUUGGGAAAUCAUGCCUGCUACUGCAAUUCACUGACAAGAGGUUCCAGCCGGUGCAUGAUGUCACUAUCGGAGUUGACUUUGGGGCUCACAUGGCCACCAUUGAUGGCCGCCCCAUUAAGCUUCAUAUUUGGGACACUGCUGGACAAGAAGCCUUCAGAUCGAUCACCAGAUCAUACUACAGAGGAGCUGCAGGUGCUCUACUGGUUUAUGACAUAACCAGGAGAGAGACUUUCAAUCAUCUUGCAAACUGGCUGGAAGAUGCUCGGCAGUAUGCAAAUGCAAAUAUGACUAUCAUGCUGGUAGGAAACAAGAGUGAUCUUGCUGAUCACCGAAGAGCUGUAAGUAAAGAGGAGGGUGAGCAAUUUGCCAAAGAAAAUGGGCUUUUGUUUUUGGAGGCAUCAGCUAGAACUGCCCAAAAUGUUGAGGAGGCCUUCAUAAGGACUGCUUCAAAGAUACUUCAGAAAAUUCAGGAAGGUGUUUUUGAUGUGUCCAAUGAGUCAUCAUCUGGCAUCAAGGUUGGGUAUGGCCGGCCUCAAGGUGGUAGUGGCCUUGGUGCAAUUGCACAGAGAGGUGGAUGUUGCAGCUGA